AUGUCUAACUCAGUGGAACAACAAUUUGGCGAAUUGAGCCUUUCACAGGAAGAUCAUGACCAAAUCUUCGAACAGGAGGAUCAUCAGGAUCAAAGCCGAUCAAGGAUUCUCAUCAGUGGGCUCCCUCUGCAUGCUCGCUUCGACACCAUCGAGCCACUGCUCUCACAGUAUGGCAACGUGCAGCAUUGCGACAAAGCAAACUCGCGCGAACCCAACACCCAAGCGGUGUUCAUCACAUUCGAGACCCCGGAACAAGCGCAGCUGGCCAUCAAUGGACUAAAUGGAUGCGAGGUGGAAGGGAGUCGUAUGAAAGUGGAGGCGGCGGAUGGGAUGGCGCGCGGUGGCAGGCGUGGGCGACCGGGUGGCGGCCGCGGCGGUGGCGGCGCACCGGGCACCGGGGCUCGCCCUACGGACUUUCCACUGCGCUUGCUUGUUCAGAGCGAUAUGGUGGGCGCUAUCAUAGGCCGGCAAGGCAGCACCAUUCGUCUCAUAACACAGCAGAGCCGCGCCCGUGUCGAUGUGCACCGUAAGGAUAAUGUGGGCUCACUCGAAAAAGCCAUCACCAUCUAUGGCAAUCCAGAUAACUGUACUAAUGCCUGUAAGCGAAUACUGGAAGUGAUGCAGCAGGAAGCCAACAACACCAAUAAGGGAGAAAUUUGUCUCAAAAUUCUGGCACACAAUAAUUUAAUUGGACGUAUCAUCGGCAAGGGAGGCAAUACUAUAAAAAGAAUUAUGCAAGAAACUGACACUAAGAUUACUGUUUCAUCUAUAAAUGAUAUUAACAGCUUCAAUUUGGAGCGAAUUAUCACUGUCAAGGGAAGCAUUGAAAACAUGGCAAAAGCGGAGUCGCAAAUUUCUGCUAAACUGCGUCAAAGCUAUGAAAAUGAUCUGCAGGUGCUGGCGCCGCAGAGCAUAAUGUUCCCAGGAUUACAUCCUAUGGCAAUGAUGUCGACGGGUCGGGGAUUCUGCGGCGCGCCACCUCCCUUCCCUCCGCCCAUUUAUACGCCGAUGGCAGGCCAAGGCAGCGCGCAGCAGGGCGCCGGUGACUCUCAAGAGACCACUUAUCUAUAUAUCCCCAAUAAUGCAGUUGGUGCCAUUAUUGGCACGAAGGGAUCCCAUAUUCGCAACAUAAUCCGAUUCAGCAACGCCUCAGUGAAAAUUGCGCCUCUCGAACAAGAAAAAGGCGCCGCAGAGGGCGGCACCAGCGCGGGCGCAGGUACUGCUGCUGCUGCGCAACAGGAGCGCAAGGUCACUAUAGUUGGCAGCCCCGAGGCUCAAUGGAAGGCACAAUACUUGAUCUUUGAGAAAAUGCGGGAGGAGGGCUUCAUGUCCGGCUCGGACGACGUGCGGCUGACUGUAGAGAUAGUUGUGGCGUCGUCUCAGGUGGGGCGCAUCAUCGGCAAGGGCGGGCAGAACGUGCGCGAGCUCCAACGCGUCACUGGCUCGCUGAUCAAGCUGCCCGAGCAGCCGCAGCCGCCGGCCGCCGCCGCGCACGACCACGAGACCACCGUGCACAUCGUUGGCCCCUUCUACAGCGUCCAGCGGUCGCCCGAAGCGGGA
Messenger RNA from Brenthis ino (lesser marbled fritillary), 1560 nucleotides. Lineage: Eukaryota; Metazoa; Arthropoda; Insecta; Lepidoptera; Nymphalidae. The record is from the annotation of a GenBank genome assembly.